Molecule: messenger RNA, 1530 nt
Organism: Capronia epimyces CBS 606.96
Lineage: Eukaryota; Fungi; Ascomycota; Eurotiomycetes; Chaetothyriales; Herpotrichiellaceae
Exons: 7
Coding region: 1-1530 (509 amino acids)
Biological process (GO): transmembrane transport
Cellular component (GO): membrane
Molecular function (GO): transmembrane transporter activity
Source: RefSeq, a predicted model, not a curated record
AUGGCAGAAUUCUUUCGGAACCUGGGCAUCUUCGAGAACUGGGCUUCAGUCUUUACCGCCAUGAAUUUCGUGUCUGGUAUCGCCGGGCUACUGGGAUGGGUCUUGUAUACGGGAGGUCCUACUCCGGCUUUUACCCACUGGAUUCUGGUCGGGGUCAUGGCCCUGAACGUCGCCUUUGUCAUGGCCGAGAUUGCCGCCGCCUACCCGACGGCCGGGGGCAUUUACUUCUGGUCGUACCGGCUCGGCGGCGAGAAAUGGGGACCAUUCCUGGCCUGGAUGACUGCGUGGUGGAACUUCAGCGGCUGGCUGUGCUCCGUGCCGAGCGUGGCCCAGAACUCGACCAACUUCCUCCUCUCGGCCGUUCAGAUCAAGUAUCCCGACGUCGAGCUGUUGCGCAAGGGCUGGUUCGAGUGGCUGAUCAGUGCGGUUGGCACCUUGCUCGCCUUGGCUCCCAACAUCAUCUCGCACAAGGUCUUGCGCUGGUAUCUUCGCUUCGCCGUGCUCAGUGCCUCGACCCUUUUCUUCUGCUAUGUCAUCUGGCUCCCGGUCAAGGCCGGGAAGUUCCAAUCCGCCGACUUUGUCUUCAACAGCUUCACCAACGGCAUCAACACCGGCGACAAGAAACAGGCGUCCGAUGCAUAUGUGUGGACCAUUGCGGUUUUGUUCAGCGCAUGGGUAUUUUAUGGCUUUGACGGUUGUGUGCAUCUUGCCGAGGAGACCCAGAGCGCGAGUAUCGUCGUGGCGCGCGGAAUGUGGCUAUCGACCCUAUCCUCAUGGGCCAUCUCAGUCCCCACCCUGAUCAUCGUGCUCUUCUGCAUCCAGGACGUCGAUGGGAUCCUGUCGGCGGCCUACAACAACAACUUUGCCGAGUAUCUGGUGCAAAUCAUCGGCGAGAACGGGGCGGUGGCGGUGCUGGUGUUGCUGUUCAUCGACUCGACCUGUGUGGCGGCCGCCAACAUCCUCAGCUGUCAGCGCGUCGUGUUUGCCAUCUCGCGCGACGGCGUGCUCCCGGGGUCCAAGUACUUCCGCCGUCUGAACCGGAACAAGAUGCCUGCCAACGCGGGGUUCUUGGUGGCUUUUCUCAGUAUUGCCAUUACUACUGCGGUGAUAGGGUCUACUGUGGCAUUUACAGCCAUUACAGCGACAGGCACCAUCGCCGCCAACUUUUCCUACUUCAUCCCCAUCGUGGCCCGCUACACCAUCGGCCGCAAGACCUUCGUGCCCGCCAAAUGGAACCUCGGCCGCGCCAGUCCGGUCAUGGGCCUCUUCGCCGCCCUGUACAUCCUGUUCCUGUUCCCCGUCCUGCUCCUGCCGCAACUGUACCCGGUCACGGCCCAGACGCUCAACUACGCCCCGAUCUGCAUCGGCGCCGUCACCCUCAUCAGCCUGGUGGGAUGGUUGUUCCCCUUCGGUCUGGGCGCCAGGUCGUGGUUCCAGGGCCCGAAGAAGACGAUCUUGGCUGCCGAAUUGGAGAACAUGACUGUUAUACGUCAGAGUGAGAGUGAGGUGGUGGAGGAGGAGAAGUUGUGA